Molecule: messenger RNA, 4188 nt
Organism: Alternaria arbusti
Lineage: Eukaryota; Fungi; Ascomycota; Dothideomycetes; Pleosporales; Pleosporaceae
Exons: 1
Coding region: 1-4188 (1395 amino acids)
Biological process (GO): regulation of actin cytoskeleton organization; TOR signaling
Cellular component (GO): TORC2 complex; TORC1 complex
Molecular function (GO): protein binding
Source: RefSeq, a predicted model, not a curated record
AUGCCGAAAGCGACAAAUACGGCGAGUAUGGGACGCCUUGGCCUGGCGCCCAACACUUACGUGCCGGUUCCAGGCCAGUCGGGCAACGGGGCAAGCGACUCGCGGGCAGCAAAAAGAAUCAAGACAUCCGACGGCGCCUCCAGAUCGUCAACACCACCUGCAAAGAAGCCGACUCCAAGCAGAGGGAUACCGCCGGCAGCGCAAGCCGCCACACUGGGCAAGUACAAGCUCAACGCCUGGGCAGCGGAAUCCCGUGCGGCAGUACCUCCUCCAAGUGCCACACCGAAGCCCAGCGCUACCAAUGCCAACAAAGCUCCGUCCGUCCAAGAUAUCAAUAAGGCGCUCAAGACAAACGGUGCGCCUACACUGAAUGGGGUCAGGACGAGCAGCCCACGUGCACUUCAUAUCGGUCGCCGGCCAGGUAGCAGCUCAGGUCCAGUCAAGCCAGCGCCACCGACACGAGAGACGCCUCGAACGUCACAGGCACCGGCCAUUCGACAACAUCAAUCCCGUGACGCGACUGCGUACAAUGGAGCAAGUGCGGGCAUGCCAACCAGAGGCCCAGGAAGACCGCGCAGUCGCCCUUCGCCAGGUGCAGGCAACGUCCCAUCAAGGCCAAACUACUUCGCGGGCCCUGCGAAGGAGCAGAUUCCAGAUGAAGAUGGAGAUAGCGUCAUGUCCGAUGUCUCGUCCUCAGCAGACUCUGUGCCGCGACAGCCAUCGGAUAAGACGAAGAGCGGAAAUGUCCAUCAUGGUCUCGGACCAGCAGUCGCUGCAUUCCACUCAUCCAACCUGCCAAAGGGCGCGCAUGUACCUGCACCGCCACCCUCCAUCGGACGCAAGAAAACGAUGAACCCGUUCGACACUGCACAAGAUAAUUACCUUAUCUUCCUCAAAGAGGUCAAACAGUUCACAUGGGCACAAAUCACAGCGGAGUACAACACCGACAUGCCUUACCGUCCAUACGCAGCACUUCAGUCUCGCUACUCGACCUUCCUCAAUAAGAGGGACCGAUCUCAAGAUCCCUCAACGUUGAUCUUGCCCCCUCGGUGGGCUGCAGAGGCGGAUGUUGACUGGAAUGCCAUCCGUAGUACCAGCGCUCCAUCAAGAGGGCCGAGGAGCAACCUGUCCGCUUCGCAAUCUCACCAACCUAAACGCCAGGAGCAGGCAGUGCCCAAACACCUACCAGUUCAACAGACUAUCGAACACGACUACUCCUCAGGGGGAGACUCUGCACCUCGGAGAGAGCGAUCGCGCCGGACACAGCGAGUCAAUUACACUUGGCCGAAGCAGCGGGGUAUUCCGGCAGCUGGGGUCGAAGAGGGGUUCAUGGAAGACAACUAUGAAGCCUUCGCGGACGAUUUUGGUCACGCUCGGUCAGAGACGUCUCCAGAGGACGACUUUCCUCUGCCUAGUAAGGCGAUCGCCGUCGAGAAUGAGCCUGUAGACGUUCAUUUCAAUGCGGACGAUGCUGAAAUAGGAUUGAGUCUCCGACGUACGAAGUCGCGCAAGGACACGACCAAGAAAGUGCCAUAUCUCAGCACUUCGCAACGCCUGUCGGUACAAAACCCGCCUGCUGGGGACUGGGACCAGUUGUCUAGUCGCGAUUGGCAAGGAACUCUAGUACAUGUCGAUUUUAGCCCAGACGAGAUCGCUUUAGUAGAGAAGGCUAUCGCAUUGACGAGAAGGAUCACACCCACAAUAUCACGACACCGCACAAAAGGAAGGCAGCUGCGCGAAAACUUGAAGGCUUUUACAGAACCACAGAUCCUUCGACUGAUCGAAAGCCUCCUUCAUCGUUUGCCCUGCCGCGAUCGGAGUAGCAUUCAAGCCUUUGUACAAGAUGCAUUAGCCGGCGAUGUUGCAGAAGUACCGCAAAUACAGAGGCUUGCAGCUGCGCGACCUGAAACAGAGAUGCAAUCAACCCAGAAGCAAUCCACAACAUCGAUCAUCCGUCAACGUGAGCUAGGCCUCCAGUCCAGAAGAGGCUGGCAUAGUGCGUCAAAUCCGCUUACCUACCAGGUCAAGAACAAGUAUAUGGACACCAUGGGACCGGCAGCUUGCUGGACGGGCGCCUCAAGCGACAUCCACACUGUUGCAUGGGCGCCGGACGGUGAGCACUUUGCUGCUGGUGCUGUCGCUGUUGACGAUCCAGACUCGAUGCAAUACAAUCGACCGAACAACCUCCUCUUCGGUAGUGCCGUGCAUGGCACAAUCCAUGAAUUAGCAGAACAUUAUAAGAUCCGCGAGAAGACCGAGACCGGCGCGAACUCAGGCCAUGCCAUGUUCGCCUCCCAAGACCCAAAGCUUUACACUACAGUCAGCUCGGUAGCGUUUUCGAAUACCAGUCCGUAUAUGUACUCGUCGGGUUACGACGGACAUAUCGGUAUCUGGAGAACAGACUCAGAGGCAACACAGCCAGUGCUAGCUGCGAAGCUCAACGUGAAAGACCAGAUCGAUAUUCUGUCAGUCAACCGUACGAAUCCCGGCAUGAUAGCAACAGCAGCAAAGAACUUCAACGAGAAGGCUAUAAGAGUACUCAAGAUAGAUGAAGCGGAGCCGUGGAACUUCGCAAAGUCGAGCUUUCACUCAAACAAGGCCGUUGCACGCGCAGACCUAAGAAUACUCCCUUCCGCCUUGCAGUUCGAGCCCACGUUUGGCGCGCUUCUUCUCGCAGGCUUCGGUGCAAACUUGAAGGAGACAGGACUUGAUAUGACAGGCGAUCUCUGCUUGUGGGAUGUUGAAACGCAGACCCCGUACAAUAUUCACGGCUCUAACAAGAACAUUUUCGACGUCACUUUCAACCCAAACCGCUCUAACAUGCCAUUGUUUGCUGCCGGAUGUGUAGCGACAGGUUCCACUGUCAACCGCGGUACCCGCUCGACGAUCCGCCUCUACGAUGUAAGAGAUGACAGUAAGUUCACCUGUCCUAUCGAGUUCGAAUGUAAAGCUCUGGAUAUGAACGAUGUCAUUUGGUGCCCGCAUGACGAGCGGCUCAUUGCUGCUGGCUGCACAGAUGGAAAGGUCUAUGUCUGGGAUGCGCGUUGGCCAGAUGACCCUCUGCGCGUACUCUCUCACGGCAGCUCAUUGAUGCCUCUCCAAGAGGGAAUCAAGCAUGAGAUUACAGAUACCGGCAUACGGUUCUUAUCGUGGGGUGAGAAUGCCACUCGGCUUUACUCUGGUUCAUCCGACGGUGUGGUCAAGGUCUGGGAUGUUACGCGCGCGGAAGAGAACACAUUCAUCAAGGAUUUGGUCACCACAGAUUCCGGUAUCAUGUCUGCUGCAUUUAGUCCGGAUUACAGUAAACUUGUCGUUGGAGAAGUGAACGGCUCCAUCAACGUACUUGAAGUCGGCAGGGACGAUACCUCUAUCAAGGAUGCAGACAGGCUACGUUAUAUGCCGUACCAGGACGAUGAGCAAGACGACAUUCAGGAUGAGGCUGGCGAUAUCACUCGUCUAGCACCCGAGUCCGGUGUUGCUGAAGGCAACUAUCUACUGCAAACUCAGCAGCUACAAGUCGCGCCUAUGGGAAGUUUACCAAUCCGACAAGUUCUCCAAGGUGUGAACUACGCUGGUCCAUUCGAUAGGGGUAUCGAUGCGCCAUUCCUCCGCGAACAAGCAUUGCAGUUCCAGCUCGGUCUUACAACGUCGCGAGGCCCCCAAUGCGACAUCCCUCCCUGCAAGGACAACCUCAACAAAGUCACGAGCGAGGACGUCGGCGAUUCGGGACGAAGCGCAGACCGUAUUCCAGAUGAACUGCGUCGACAAUGGAAGGCUAUCGACAAUAAAAGCACCAUUAUACCCGGCAAAUCGAAGUGCACGUACUGUGCCCGCCCUGCCCGCCCGUCUACGACAGACAACAGCGACGUUGUCCUAUGUGAGCGCUGCUCAUUCGCUUGCUUCCGAUGUGGUUCCGUCAAUCCCAUUGCCCCAGCUACCACCACACUCAUUUGCGACUCGUGCGCUGGAGUCUGGGACAUUGGCGUCCUCGGCUAUGAUUGCGUUCAGCAGCCGUAUGCUCACAACAGGCACAUGCAGUUGGAUGUCCCAACGUUGAAGAGGUGGGGUGAAGAAGCUUACGCGGACAAGGAGGAUGACUUCGAUACGAAUCACGGCGACGAGAUGAAUGCGCUGACCAAUUACUACCUCUCUUUGGCUAUCGACCGGCCGGAGAGUCCGCCGUUGUAG